CAAUUUGUUAGUCGUUCUCGUUUUCCAUUCCGUUCCAUGCUUUUUCACAAGUUUUUAUAUCAUUAAUCUAAAUUUUAUAAUUACCCUUACUUACUACAACAAAUCUCCACGAUGCCAAACGUAGAGCUUGGAUUCCUAGAGCAUUGCGAAGAAAGUUGGAAACUAGAAAGUCCAUUAUUUCCCAGCAAGGUAGGUGGAAAACCAGCCUGGUUAAGUUUGAAACCUUUACCCAACGGAGAAGAAGACCUAACGUGCAAUAAAUGCCAGAAAACCCUUAUUUUCUUGUGUCAAUUGUAUGCCCCUUAUGAACCCGAAACCACAGACCCAGAAAACCUCGACAACAAUUUUCAUCGCACAAUUUUCGUAUUUGUUUGUCGCACUUCGAGUUGCCAAACUGUGAAAGUACUACGCAGUUCACUACCAAGAGAUAAUGAUUUUUAUUCAUCAGAACCACCUGUGGAAAAGCCAGAUCCAGAUUUUCUCACAAAGUGGGUUGAGGUGUGCAAUUCAUGUGGAAUUAAGGCGAAUAAACGUUGUGGUCAAUGCAAAAUGGUUUGGUAUUGUUGCAAGGACCAUCAACUGAUUCACUGGAGGAAUGGGCACAAGAAUCAAUGUUCCAAAGGCCAGACACAAUUGAAGACUGACGCUGGAAUUUUGUUUCCUGAAUGGGAGCUGAUAACUGAAACCGAGGAAAGGGAAACUGAGGAUGUUGAUGAAAGAGAAGCGAUGGCAGAAUAUGAAAAACUGAAAGCUGAAGGUAAAACAGGAACACUAGAAGAAGUUUCCGAGUCGGAUUUAGAUGCCCACGCCUCCCUGGACAUGGAUAAAGUUUUUGCGAAAUUCAAAAAACGAAUUGAAGACUACCCGGACCAAGUAAUAAGGUACAGCCGUGGCGGUGAGCCACUUCUAAUAGCAAAAGAACCUUUACCAUUAAACAUACCAAAAUGUAAACAUUGUGGCACCAAAAGGCAAUUUGAAUUUCAAAUUAUGCCGCAGAUGCUAUCGGUUCUAAAAGAAAAUAUUAUUGAUUGGGGCGUUUUGUUAAUUUAUACUUGUAAAAAAAGUUGCAUAGGUGAAUCGAUUAAUGAAUAUAAAGAGGAAUAUGUUUUCAGGCAAGACUUAACUAGUGAUUCUGACCAUAUUAAAUAAAAUAAUUCAGUAUAGGUGUAAGGAUCAAGAUGUUUCAAAUUAAACUGAUUCAUUCAAAAAGUUGGCACUAAAUAAAAAAACUAUCAAGCUUCAAAAUCGUUUUUCAUUAGGAUACAUUUUAUAACAAACUUAUUACAUAUUUUCUCUAAUCCAAUCAACAUAGGAUGUAACCCUUGCAAAAGCUGGCGGCCACCCCACUUCACAACCUGCAGCAGUUCCAAAAGAAACAACUCCAACCUGCAAAUUAAUGUUAAGCAGAUUUUAGUCACGGUAGUCAAAUAUCUUACCACUUGUCCAUCAAUAACAAGAGCUCCACCAGAAUCUCCUCUGCAGGUGCUCCUUCUUUCUUCUCCUGACAUACAAAUAUGUGUUCUUUGCACCGCACCCAUAUAUGCUAACCGACAAGCCACACUGCUUAUAAUUUUAGAUGUGACUUCUCUUAAAACCGAUGAACCUGAUGUAUGACCAUCACCUGGAAGUCCCCAGCCACUCACUAAAGCUUCUCUUCCCACAUAAAUGUUUGUAGUAUUAGUUGGUAA
Messenger RNA from Ceutorhynchus assimilis (cabbage seed weevil), 1688 nucleotides. The record is from the annotation of a GenBank genome assembly. Lineage: Eukaryota; Metazoa; Arthropoda; Insecta; Coleoptera; Curculionidae.